This is a messenger RNA of Pseudo-nitzschia multistriata, 1265 nucleotides long. The record is from the annotation of a GenBank genome assembly. Lineage: Eukaryota; Bacillariophyta; Bacillariophyceae; Bacillariales; Bacillariaceae.
UAGUUCUGAAUUUACGAUAUUUUCCACCGCCAUGUCAACGAGUUUCAUCAGAAGUAACCGUGUGCAUUUUUGAUUGAGCAUGCACGGCUCAUCACUAUUAGCAUGGAUCUUUUCAUCCAUUACUGGCUCAAAAGGGAAAGUAUCAUCUAUCGGACACUUCGACAAAUACUGAACAAUAGAACGCACAAUCUUGGCAGUACUUUACCAUGGCGGACGGAAGAGGAAGUAGUGGAUACAAAUACGGUUCUGUUGACAACAACGAUGAAGAAGCGGGCGUCGAUGAGAAAGACAAGAGUUUCGAUGAGUCGAACCUCUAUUUUUACAAGGAAGAGGAUCUGACGAGGCAGGAAAAAAUUUCCAAGUUUGUUAAGUUAUUUGUCCCCAUCAUACUUGCUGUUAGUAUGGUUGGUGGCUUGGCUUAUAUUUUAUUUCAUGAUUUCGGAGAUCUUUAUCCCGGACCGGGAGAAAAAUCUCAUUCGGCAGGGAGGGUCAGCCAGCCAACGACGGUAACAUCAGAUGAUUAUACGCCAAAUAUUGCAAACAUGAGCUCCUCUUCGAAUUCCUCUCAUGGAAGCUCAAUUCCGGUUAUUAGCCAGACGAAAACAUCUUCGGGGAAUUCCUGCGAGGCAAAUCCUGGAUGCGCAGCUUUGGGAUUGACGGGAAAUUGUUGCCCGACGUCAGAAGGGAUUAAAUUAGGUUGCUGCCACUAAGGAAUGAUAUUCGGUUUUAAAUUAUGAAGCAGAUAUUCGAAAGAGUUAUUCUUCAUAAAUAGAACCUGGAAUAUAUGUACUGCACUAAACAAUAGCUCUAAGUCGCCACCAUUAACAAUAAUGAACAUGCCAUUCUAUUUUAAUUCAGUUAUCAUGCGACACAGCGGCUGUAGCUGCACCCCCGAUAUCAGGCAGAGUCUGGCCUAAAGGAUCCAUCUUCGACAAGGGAUCUGAAGUUGCCUUAUGUUUGUCUUGUCUAGAAACUGCCGACGUGGCGACAGCGGUUUCUGUUGUUGGUACGUUUGUGCUGUUACUUGGGCCAUUUCCAAGAACUACUACAACAUUUUUCGCCUCUCCUGAUGCAAUACUUCCGGAAACAGCCGGAGGUGGAGAAGGAUUAUCAUUCAGAUCAUUCGUGGCGUUGUAAAACCCACCAGAAGGCAUGUACGCAGCCCCAGAGGGUGGGAGGUUAGGUCUUCCUCUUCCACUGAAAGCGCCCCGACCCCCACGUCCACGACCUCCUCCAGGGUAACCUCCAGUGCUAACAGUAUUUAC